AUGCCAAAGAACGCCAUUUCCGACGAAGAAGAUGAUCAUGAGCUCGAGGAUGAGGAAGGAUCGCCAAUUCAUGGAGAUCCUGUCGAUAACGGUGACAACGAUGACGAAGAAGACGAUGAAGAAGGUAACGAUGAGUACGAGAAUGAUGGGUUCAUAGUGCAUGAUGAAGAAGAAGAGGAGGAAGAAGAGGAAGAAAAGCAAGAUAGCGAUGAAGAGAGGCAGAAAAAGAAGAAGAAACGAAGGAAAAAGGACGAAGACCUUGAUGAAGAUGAUUAUCUGCUUCUCCAAGACAACAACGUCAAAUUUGAAAAGAGGAAGUAUAAGAGGUUGAAGAAAGCUCAAAAGGAAAGGGAAAAUGGUCAAGGGGGCUCGUCUGAUGAUGAGUUAGAUGGGAUUGGCGGAGCUAGGAGAAGUGCAGAGGACAAGAUCAAAGACAAUCUGUUUGACGACGAUGUUGAUGAUCUUCCUGAUGAUGUAGGCGAUGAAGAAGAUAUAGCUAUGGAAGAAGAUGUAGUUGGGAGCGAGGAUGAAAUGGCAGAUUUCAUUGUAGAUGAAGAUGAUGGGGACCAUCCCCCUAAGAGGAGAGACCCAAAGAAAAAGAAAUAUAGGCAGGGAUCAGAUAUUCAUGCUAUCCGAGACGCUAAUGAAAUCUUUGGUGAUGUUGGUGAAUUAUUGAUACUUCGGAGAAAGGGUUUGGCGUCUAGUGAAAGGACAGAAAGAAGGCUCGAAGAUGAGUUUGAACCAACUGUUCUGUCUGAGAAGUACAUGACAGGGAAAGAUGAUGAAAUUCGCCAGCUUGAUAUUCCCGAGAGAAUGCAGAUAUCUGAAGAAAGCACUGGAAGCCCUCCUGUAGAUGAACUUGACAUUGAGGAAGAGAGCAAUUGGAUAUAUGCUCAACUUACUUCUCUACUAAAAGAAUCUGAUGGUCAAGGAUUUCACUGUUUUUCGGUUAUCAAGGAUGACAUUGCAAAAUUUUUGGAGCUACAUCAUGUGCAGAAAUUAGAGAUACCAUUUAUAGCUAUGUACCGAAAGGAGCAAUGCCGGAGCUUGUUGGACACUGGUGAUCUUGAUGAAUCUAAUCUGGAGAAGAAACCUGAGACUAAGUGGCAUAAGGUAUUCUGGAUGAUUCAGGACUUGGAUAAAAAGUGGCUCCUUCUUCGAAAAAGGAAAAUGGCGUUGCAUGGUUACUAUACAAAGCGAUUUGAAGAAGAGUCUAGGAGGGUCUAUGAUGAAACUAGGCUUAAUCUAAAUCAGUAUCUUUUUGAAUCUGUCAUUAAGUCUCUUCAAGUGGCAGAAACAGAAAGAGAAGUUGAUGAUGUAGAUUCAAAGUUCAACUUGCAUUUUCCAUCCGGUGAAAUUGGUAUUGAUGAAGGACAGUACAAAAGACCAACAAGGAAAUCCCAAUAUAGCAUCUGCAGCAAAGCAGGGCUCUGGGAGGUUGCAAACAAAUUUGGGUACAGUGCUGAGCAACUGGGACUUGCAUUGUCCCUCGAAAAACUGGUUGAUGAGCUCGAGGAUGCAAAAGAAACACCAGAGGAGAUGGCAUUGAACUUUGUGUGCCGAAUGUUUGAAAAUCCUCAAGCUGUUCUUAAGGGUGCACGGCAUAUGGCUGCAGUGGAGAUAAGUUGUGAGCCAUCAGUCAAAAAGUAUGUCCGUGGCAUUUAUAUGGAGAAUGCAGUAGUCUCAACAAGUCCAACAGCGGAUGGGAAUGGUGUAAUAGAUUCGUUCCAUCAGUUUUCUGGGGUUAAAUGGUUACGUGAAAAGCCGUUGAGCAAGUUUGAGGGUGCGCAAUGGCUUCUCAUUCAGAAGGCUGAAGAGGAGAAACUUCUUCAAGUAACCUUCAAGCUGCCUGAGAAUUACCUGAAUAGGCUAAUUAGCGACUGCAAUGAACACUACCUAAGUGUUGGUGUUAGUAAGUAUGCUCAACUCUGGAAUGAGCAAAGAAAAUUGAUACUGGAGGAUGCACUUACUUCUUUUCUUUUGCCAUCAAUGGAGAAAGAAGCAAGAUCCUUGCUAACUAGCAGAGCAAAGAGUCGGUUACUUUCAGAGUAUGGACAGGCUUUAUGGAACAAGGUCUCUGCAGGGCCAUAUCAAAAGAAAGAAAUGGACAUUGGCUCAGAUGAGGAAGCAGCACCUAGGGUCAUGGCAUGUUGUUGGGGACCAGGAAAUCCACCAAAUACGUUUGUGAUGCUGGACUCAUCCGGAGAGGUGCUUGAUGUGCUCUAUGCAGGAUCCCUCACGUUGCGAUCUCAAAAUGUUAAUGACCAGCAACGUAAAAAGAAUGACCAGGAUCGCGUUUUAAAGUUUAUGAUGGACCACCAACCACAUAUUGUGGCGCUAGGAGCUGUCAAUUUGAAUUGUACUCGUCUGAAGGAUGAUAUUUAUGAGGUCAUAUUCCAGAUGGUGGAGGAAAAGCCUAGAGAUGUCGGACAGGGGAUGGAUGAUUUGAGCAUUGUUUAUGUAGACGAAUCACUUCCUAGGCUAUAUGAAAAAUCUCGAAUCUCGGGGGAACAGCUACCUCAGCAGUCAGGGUUUGUGAAACGUGCAGUUGCUCUUGGACGCUAUCUCCAGAAUCCACUAGCAAUGGUUGCAACUUUAUGCGGACCAGGCAGGGAAAUUUUGUCAUGGAAGCUUCAUCCACUGGAGAAUUUUCUUCAGUUAGAUGAAAAGUAUGGGAUGGUUGAGCAGGUUAUGGUUGACAUAACAAACCAGGUUGGAAUCGACAUUAAUAUGGCAGCUAGCCAUGAGUGGGUUUUCUCUCCUUUACAGUUCAUUUCUGGGCUUGGGCCUAGGAAAGCUGCAUCCUUGCAGAGGUCGCUUGUAAGAGCUGGUUCAAUAUUUGUUCGCAAGGAUCUCAUAAUGCAUGGCCUUGGUAAAAAAGUAUUUGUAAACGCAGCUGGUUUCUUGCGCAUCCGGAGGAGUGGGCUGGCUGCUAGUAGCAGUCAAUUUAUUGACUUAUUGGAUGACACCAGGAUACAUCCCGAAUCAUAUGGUCUUGCGCAAGAAUUGGCAAAAGAUAUUUAUGAUCAGGAUGUUAGAGGUGAUACUAAUGACGAUGAGGAUGCGAUAGAGAUGGCAAUAGAACAUGUGAGAGAUCGGCCAGCCUCUUUGAGAAAACUUGUCCUUGAUGAGUAUCUUGCAAGCAAAAAACGGGAGAAUAAGAAGGAAACUUACAGUAAUAUCAUGAGAGAAUUAAGCUGUGGUUUCCCAGAUUGGCGGAUGCCGUUUAAAGAUCCAACUCCAGAUGAAGAGUUUUACAUGAUUUCUGGUGAAACUGAUGAAACCAUAUCUGAGGGCAGAAUUGUCCAGGCCACUGUUCGAAGAGUGCAGGGUGGAAGAGCCAUAUGUGUAUUAGAUUCUGGGUUAACUGGGAUGCUUUCGAAGGAAGAUUUCGCAGAUGAUGGGAGAGAUAUUGUUGAGUUGUCGGAUGUACUGAAAGAAGGCGAGAUCCUAACAUGCAAGAUCAAAAAGAUUGUGAAGGAGAGGUAUCAAGUGUUCCUUAUUUGCAGAGAAAGCGAAAUGAGAAACAACAGGCAUCAGCAGAACCAGAAUUUGGAUCCUUACUACUUUGAGGAUAGAAACAGUCUUCAGAUAGAAAAAGAGAAAGCUCGAAAAGAAAAGGAGCUGGUGAAGAAGCAUUUCAAGUCUCGAAUGAUUGUCCAUCCCCGCUUCCAAAAUAUUACCGCUGACCAAGCAACAGAGUAUUUGUCAGACAAAGAUUUUGGAGAAAGCAUUGUUCGUCCAAGUUCUCGGGGCCUCAAUUAUUUGACGCUAACGCUCAAGAUUUACGAUGGAGUUUAUGCCCACAAGGAGAUACAAGAAGGUGGGAAAGAAAACAAGGACAUCACAAGCCUACAGUGUAUCGGGAAGACACUGAAAAUUGGGGAGGACACCUUCGAAGAUCUAGAUGAGGUCAUGGAUCGGUACGUUGAUCCUCUUGUUUCUAACCUCAAGAUCAUGCUGAAUUACCGGAAGUUCCGUAAAGGGUCAAAAUCAGAAGUUGAUGAGCUUCUCAAGAUCGAGAAGGGUGAAAAUCCUUCAAGGAUAGUUUACUGUUUUGGGAUUUCACAUGAACACCCAGGAACCUUUAUACUGUCUUACAUAAGGAGCACAAAUCCUCAUCAUGAAUACGUCGGUCUAUACCCCAAGGGAUUCAAGUUCAGGAAGAAGAUGUUUGAAGACAUUGACAGGCUUGUAGCAUACUUCCAGAGGCAUAUCGAUGACCCAUUGCAAGAACAAGUUCCAUCGAUCAGGUCUGUUGCUGCCAUGGUACCAAUGCGAAGCCCAGCAGACCGUGGCUCUUCUGGAGGAGGUGGUUGGGGCGGUUCUCAGAGUGAAGGAGGCUGGAAAGGAAACUCGGAUCGCUCAUCUGGACCAAGAGCAGGGAGAGGCGGUGACUACAGAAAUGGUGGUGGACGUGGUGAUGGCCAUCCAAGUGGAGCGCCAAGGCCGUAUGGUGGUGGCCGUGGCCGAGGCAGAGGUCGGAGGGAUGAUAACAGUGAUAGACAAGGUGGCAAUGGAGGAGAUUGGGGUAGCAAUGAUUCCGGAACUGGAGAUGGAGGCUGGGCAAGUGGUGGCGGUGGUGGCGGUGGUUGGGCAAGUGAGUCUGGUGGUGGCGGUGGUGGUUGGGGAAGUGAGCCUGCUGGUAAUAAGAGUGGCGGUGCAGGUGGCUGGGGUAAUGAUUCUGGCGGAGGCGGUGGUGGUAACAGCGGUUGGGGAAAUGACACUGGUGGUAAAAAGAGCAGCGAGGAUGGCGGUUGGGGAAACGACUCUGGUGGGAAAAAGAGCGGUGGUGAAGAAGGCGGCUGGGGAAAAGAGUCUAGUGGUAAAAAGAGCAAUGGAGACGGCGGUUGGGGGACUGAAUCCAGUGGUCAAAAGAGCGGUGGUGGCGGCGGUGGUGGUUGGUGA
Molecule: messenger RNA, 4908 nt
Organism: Microthlaspi erraticum
Lineage: Eukaryota; Viridiplantae; Streptophyta; Magnoliopsida; Brassicales; Brassicaceae
Source: the annotation of a GenBank genome assembly